Ostrinia nubilalis (European corn borer) is the source of this 1634-nucleotide messenger RNA. RefSeq lists its product as uncharacterized. Lineage: Eukaryota; Metazoa; Arthropoda; Insecta; Lepidoptera; Crambidae. Gene Ontology annotation, biological process: sleep; positive regulation of voltage-gated potassium channel activity; regulation of synaptic transmission, cholinergic. The record is from RefSeq and is a predicted model, not a curated record. Bases 110 to 559 code for a protein of 149 amino acids. The transcript is spliced from 3 exons.
GUAGUAAACAAACAGUAAACAACAGGUUUUUGAGUGGGUUAUUGUAACGAGUUUGGUUUUAUGCAUUUAAUAUUUUAAUUUUCGAUUUUCCUAUAAUUAAUAACUUACAAUGGCACAUUUAGUUAAAUUCGUAUUUUGCUUCCUUGUAGUGCUCCAAGUAGUGCCAUAUGUGUUGAGCAUAAAGUGUUGGGACUGCCGAUCCAGCAAUGAUCCUAAAUGUGCAGACCCAUUUGACAACAGUACAGUGCCAAUUACGGAUUGUAAUCAAGAGAAGGGCUUUCCGCACUUGCCGGGCGUGAGACCAACCAUGUGUCGCAAAAUAAGACAGAAAGUGAACGGAGUGUGGCGAUACUUCAGAGGUUGCGCAUACUUAGGCGAAGUCGGUAUCCAAGGAGACGAACGAUUUUGCCUGAUGAGAACUGGAACGUACAACAUCUUCAUCGAAUACUGCACAUGUAACAGUAAGGACGGAUGCAAUUCUUCCUCUUUGUUUAGUCCCAUGCCCAUGCUGUUGAUUUCAUUGCUGGCCGGAUCGUAUUUGUUUAAAUUAAUCUUAUAAGAAAAUGUUGACUAAAACUAAGAAAAAUAGUUUUAAAAUUAUGAAGACUAAAAAUAAUACUUCAGCACAACUAGUAUUGUAAAAAAAAGGUAUACAAAGUUACAAACAUAAGAAUUAUGAAAGUACUACCAGCAACUUAAACAUUAAAAUUAAGCCAAUACCUAAUGCAUUUGUUAAAUGAAGUUAAAUCUACUAAAGGAAUCUCACAUCACAUUUCGUGAAAUGUGUUAAGUUUAAUGUUACUGAUUGAUAUGAUUGAGUUUUAAUUACUAUCUUAUCUUUGUGACAUUUUAUUAUUUUUGUACUUAGCAGCCAGACACUUCUGGAUAAGAAUCUUACUUUUAAACAGUUUUCACAAAGAUUUAAAAGAAUGCUUUUGGUGAUAAUCACAAAUUUUAUUUUAUUUUGUUUUGUUCGGAAAAGACAGAAAUCCUUCUUCUGAUAAAAAAACACUAAGAAGAAAGAAGAAGUAAUCUUACCUAAAUUUUAUAACUGCAAAAAUGAAGGUUCUGCUGAUCUGAUCUUUGGUUGUAAGUAUAUUUUAUAAUUGUAGUAGUAUUGUAGUUACUAUAUUAUACAAACAUUCUAUUGCAUUUAUAGUGCUUAUGAUAAGUUAUAUGGUUACAUUGGUACUUGAUGAGAUGAGUCCAAAAAGUUUUUAUAAUGUGUAUUGUUUCAUUUAAUAUUAUGUAAUUAUGAAUUUUCUUUGUAAGUUAAUUAUGUGCAUUUCUUCUGAAGACCAAAAGCUAGAUAAGACAGAUUUUUUAUUAUGAGUAUCUAUCUAUGUAGUUAGACUGGGUUGAAAACAUUCAGAUGGCUACCACCUUUUCUAUUUUCUUUAAUGUGCAUGUAAUUUUUACUUUUAAGUUGUCAGCAAAGAGGAAGGUAAUAGCUGUUCAGACCAGGAACUGACUGGCAAAUAACACCUCGACUGAUCAUACCAACACUGAUAAUGUGUAAAAUUGUUAAGUAUUCAAUCCGUCCUGUAAUAACUGUGUCCGUCCAUUUUAAUUAUAAGAAUAGUUGACUUAUUGUAAAAUUUGAAAUAAAGACUUUUAUAAGUAUAUUUUUUAAA